Microplitis demolitor is the source of this 1567-nucleotide messenger RNA. RefSeq names its product lambda-crystallin homolog (gene Had1). The transcript has 7 exons. Gene Ontology annotation, molecular function: NAD+ binding; oxidoreductase activity, acting on the CH-OH group of donors, NAD or NADP as acceptor. The record is from RefSeq and is a predicted model, not a curated record. NCBI's taxonomy places the organism in Eukaryota, Metazoa, Arthropoda, Insecta, Hymenoptera, Braconidae. Bases 479 to 1426 code for a protein of 315 amino acids. Gene Ontology annotation, biological process: fatty acid metabolic process.
AUAAUGAUUUAUUUAUGUAUAAAUAAAAUCCAUAAGAAAAUAAAUAAUUAUAAGUAGAUUAAUACAUGUAUUCUGUUGUAUUGAAAGAUGUAUAUUAUUAUUUAAUAAAUUAUACUCUUAAUUGUCCAGCUCGAUGAGCUGCUAAUGGUGACGAUGCUGUUGGCGGUAAAUGCACCGAGUCACUUAUUGUUGUGAAAUUUGAUUUUUUAAUAAUUGAAAAUCUUCUCCACCAUACUACGAUGGCAAAAAAAAUUCCACAAAUGGCAAUUGAAACUUUGUUUGGUAAAAGAAAAAAAAAUGCGCAGACGAGAGAUAACUGAUAAAUGACAUACUGACACACAUGUAUAUAUGUAAUCAAGAGUGAUAGAGGGGAACAAGAGAAUAUAUCUGCAAAAAAUUAAAAUUAGUUACGAUUCAAUAGUCGUUUUGAUUGGACUUAAUUUUUUUUGGAGUUGAAAAAUUGUUACUUAUUUGAAAGAUGGCUAAGAAUGAAAAAAUUGGAAUAAUUGGCAGUGGUCUUAUUGGACGUAGUUGGGCUAUGUUAUUUGCCAGUGUUGGGUAUCAAGUAACUGUUUAUGACAUCGUACAAGAACAAAUUAAUAAUGCAUUAGCAGAUAUUAAUCAACAGCUAAAAAAACUUGAGUCUGACGGAUUACUUCGAGGUAGUCUUACUGCAAAACAACAAUUUGAGCUUAUAAAAGGUACAUCAAGCUUGUCUGAAGUUGCUAAAGGAGCGAAGCUUAUACAAGAAUGUGUUCCAGAAAAUUUAGAAUUAAAAAAAAAGUUGUACGGAGAAUUAGAUAAGGUUGUAGACGAUAAUACAAUUUUAUCUUCAUCCACUUCUACAUUUAAACCAUCGUUGUUCAGCGAAAAUCUUAAACAUCGUGCUCAAGUUAUCGUAUCACAUCCUGUAAAUCCACCUUAUUACGUGCCUCUUGUAGAAAUUGUACCAAGUCCAUGGACGCGUUCUGAUAUUCCUGAGAAAACCAAAGCUAUUAUGACAGAAAUUGGUCAAGCACCAGUGGUAUUUACUCGAGAAAUUGAUGGAUUUGCUUUGAAUAGAAUACAGUAUGCUAUUCUCAAUGAGGCCUGGAGACUUGUGACUGACGGAGUUAUCAGCGUCAAAGACAUUGACACUGUUAUGAGUGAAGGUUUAGGAAUGCGUUAUGCAUUUUUAGGUGCAUUCGAAGCAGCUCAUCUCAAUGCAGAAGGUAUGAAGAAGUACUGUGAAACUUAUAAUAAAUCAAUUUAUGAUGUAAGUCAAACAUUUGGACCAAUACCAAAAUUCGUUGGAGCUGCUGCUGAUAAUAUUUCAAAACAGCUUGAAGAAAUUUGUCCACUGGAUAAAUUACAAGAACGUCGAGCGUGGAGAGACUUAGCUCUUACGAAAUUAUCCAUUUUAAAGAAAGAGCUUAAAAAUAAGUAAUAAAUAAAAAAGAAUUUUCAAAUCCUACGCCUGUGAGAAUAUUCUUACAUUAUUUUGUUAGUGAACUUGAUGUAACUUUGUAAAUAUGUAUAACUUUUGGAAAACUAAUUCAAGGAAGUAAAAGUGAUUGUUUGGGUUUAA